ACUAAAAACAAAGGGGAAUUAGUUGGACACAGAGAGUGCCUGAGUUUUAAGCAGACGAAUUAUAUAACUCGGAAAGUGAGUGAGUGAGUCGACAAAUGUGAUGAAACUGGGUUAACUUUUAGGUGAAGUCGAUGUUUUUUUAAUGUUGUUUUUUAAGCUUUAAAAUCAAUAUAUGUCUAGGAGAAAAAAACCAGUGGGAAGCAGAAGAGAAAGGAAAGACCCAGAUCUGAAAGUUCUCUCCUUUUUUUUCUGUGUUGAAUUUUGAACGAGUAGGAUUAUACUUCAUAUAUGUGUGUAUGUAUGUACUGUAUACACUUAGAAAUUUCAAAAAGGAAAACCCAAGUCUCUCACUCAAACUGAAACUCAACAUCAUUAUAUGAUCUGACCCUUUAUCCAAAAUGCCGCGCCCUUUUUUCCAUAAGCUUAUUCUCUCCACCACCCUUCACGAAAAGAAACUGAGGAUCCCUGAUAACUUUGUUAAGAAAUUCAGGGAUGAGCUUUCUGUUGCUGCCGCUCUCACUGUCCCUGACGGUCAUGUUUGGCGUGUAGGCAUAAAGAAAGCCAACAACAAGGUUUGGUUUCAGGAAGGUUGGCAGGAAUUCCUAGAGCGUUACUACAUCCGUGUUGGCUACGUUUUGGUUUUCAGAUACGAAGGAAAUUCUGCUUUCAGUGUCAGUGUAUUUAAUUUGUACAACUCGGAAAUAAACUAUCAGACUAACGCCCUUGUUGGUGCUCAAUACAAUCACGGAAAACAAUAUCCAUUUGAACAACUUGAAGAUGAUGAAUGCGUCUCUCCAGCACUGCAGAAUUUGUUUGGUGGGUCUAAACUUAACAACUGCAUAAACUGGGGUGGUGACGUUAACCUUCAAACUUCAAAGAGAGUGAAUAAUCAAGCUAUUCGAGUGAAACUGCAUACUUCAGGUGCAAUGCCACCUGAACAGAAAAAGCGCGGGAGGAAGCGGCAGGUUGAUCCUAACAUACAGGAGCCAUCUGCUGGAAAUGUAGAUGAGGUUGAUAUGCGCUUUCGAUCUUAUGAAAGUGCUUCAGCCCGAAAGAGAACCUUGACAGCUGAAGAAAGAGAGAGAGCAAUUAAUGCAGCCAAAGCAUUUGAGCCAACUAACCCCUUCUGCAGGGUUGUCCUGCGACCAUCAUAUUUAUACAGGGGAUGUAUUAUGUACUUACCAUCAUGCUUUGCUGAGAAACAUCUAAACGGGGUUUCGGGAUCCAUUAAACUUCAGCUUCCUGAUGGGAGACAGUGGUCAGUACGAUGUCUUUAUAAAGGAGGCAAGGCUAAGUUCAGUCGAGGAUGGUAUGAAUUCACACAGGAGAAUAACUUGGGAGAAGGGGAUGUCUGUGUCUUUGAAGUGCUGAGAGCGAGGGAAAUUGUGCUCAAAGUGACUGUAUUUCGUGUAAUGGAAAGCGCUGGACUAAUGCAUCGGUCUCACUAAAAUGCCGCCGGAGUUCUAAAGUUUAAAUCAACCUAGAUUAUAGACAACCGGAAAUCUCUGAAAUGACAGAACUCUGUUAAGUAACCCUUUUCUGGCUUCACUAGGGUUGUAAAUAAAUUUAUCCAAUGUAGUCAGUCCACUUUGAACCGGGUCCUUACACUUGAUUUUUAUGGUCUGUUUGAUUGGUUUGAAAUCGAAUUUUUAUCCUUCACUACUCGGCUUGAA
This is a messenger RNA of Hibiscus syriacus, 1673 nucleotides long. RefSeq names its product B3 domain-containing transcription factor VRN1-like. The coding region runs from base 399 to 1448 and encodes 349 amino acids. Gene Ontology annotation, molecular function: DNA binding. The record is from RefSeq and is a predicted model, not a curated record. The transcript has 5 exons. Lineage: Eukaryota; Viridiplantae; Streptophyta; Magnoliopsida; Malvales; Malvaceae.